AUAAACAAACGUGUCUACAAUGUGGUGUUAUGUUUGAAAGUUUAUAAUUGCAAAAAUACGUUUCUCAUCGAUAAGUAAAAUGGAAUCUGUUAAAGGAUACUUUGAUUUAUGUGUAGCAGAGAGCUGUAUAGCAAAUGGUAAUUACGAGAAGACGAUUUCCAGGUUUUAUGAAUUUGGAUACAGGACGAUUGCAAUAAAUCAGGUAUUCGAUGAGGCAAAUCUACAACCUACUAAGAAAAAGAAGAAAGGUGAGCAGAGAGAAAUUGAAGAUGUAGUACCAGCACCUAUAGCAUUGGAGACUGUAAAGAGAUGUGAAGAUAUGAAGAUUUUCAACCGGUUGACCAUAAAAUUCGCAAAUCAAGACAUCAUACAUAAAAUUAUGAGAUCAGCAAAUUUAAAGAAAUACGACUUACUUGGAAUCUUACCAACAACUCAGCAGGCAUUUCAGUUCACUUGCAGCAAUAUAGAUGCAGACAUCUUUACAUUUGACCCACAAUACGAAAAACCUUACAAGGCAAACAGGAAGUCCUACAGUAUACUCAUCGAGAAAGGUUAUCACUUUGAGAUUCCUUAUGGACAUGCUCUAACCAGUAAUCAUCAUCGAAGAAAUAUGAUUCACAUUUCACAUGUGCUGCACACAUUCAGUAAAUCGAGGAACAUCAUAAUUUCAAGCAAUGCUGUUAAUUACAUGGGCAUCAGGGGACCUUACGAUAUCAUUAAUUUAGGCUACAUUUUCGGAUUGAGCGAAGAGAAAUGUAAAAAUUCGAUUUUAAAUAAUUGCCGGAAUGUUUAUUUAAAAUCGGUUGGAAGAAGACAUGGUAAAUCGGUGAUGUUUAUCCAAGAUAUCAAAGAAUUUGAAGAGAUGGAUAUUAACAGUGCAACGGAAAGUGACGAGGAAAUGAUCAAGGAACAACCAGUAAUGAAAAAAAUCAAAUCUGUGAAUUAAUGAAAUGGUUUUUUUUGUUACUGAGAUGUCUUUCCUUGUUUCAUUAUGAAGAGAAAUGUAAACAUUGUGUAUUGUUCUUAAUUAUACAUAUACUUUGAUACUUUGCUAAGUGAAUUAUAUUAUAAAGA
Messenger RNA from Nicrophorus vespilloides, 1074 nucleotides. RefSeq names its product ribonuclease P protein subunit p30 (gene Rpp30). Bases 80 to 946 code for a protein of 288 amino acids. The transcript has 7 exons. Gene Ontology annotation, molecular function: RNA binding. Gene Ontology annotation, biological process: tRNA processing. Gene Ontology annotation, cellular component: nucleolar ribonuclease P complex. NCBI's taxonomy places the organism in Eukaryota, Metazoa, Arthropoda, Insecta, Coleoptera, Silphidae. The record is from RefSeq and is a predicted model, not a curated record.